Molecule: messenger RNA, 1233 nt
Organism: Camellia sinensis
Lineage: Eukaryota; Viridiplantae; Streptophyta; Magnoliopsida; Ericales; Theaceae
Source: RefSeq, a predicted model, not a curated record
AUGAGGCCAAAGAUUUCAGGUCCUUCUGACGUUAUUAGCUCAGAGGCAGCAGCUAACUUGGAAGCAGUGUUCUCGGAAGAUGAGAUUUGGGCAGCUCUUAAAGAUUGUGAUGGGAACAAGACCCCAGGACCAGAUGGUUUUAAUCUAGCAUGCGUUCAAAAGUGUUGGCCUGUUAUGAAAAGUGAGAUUGUUCGAAUGUUUCAUGAAUUUCACACAAAUGCUAAACUAUCAACUGGGAUUAAUAGUUCAUUCAUUGUGCUUAUACCUAAGAGGGAUAAUUCUUCAAGAUUGGGAGACUAUAGGCCAAUUAGCUUGGUCAGCUCCAUCUAUAAGAUCUUGGCCAAGGUGUUGUCCAAAAGAGUGAAGCAGGUUCUCUCAGCUAUGAUUAGUGAGGUGCAGUGGAUUAGGUGGAUGAAGACUUGUAUUACAACAACUAUGGUGUCUACAUUAGUUAAUGGUGCACCUACAGAGGAGUUUCAACCACAGAAGGGGUUAUGGCAAGGUGACCCUCUAUCUCCAUUUUUGUUCAUUGUAGUAGCUGAAGGCCUUAAUCUUUUGUUGGAAAGGGCUAUUGAGAAGGGCCUGAUUAAGGGUGCAUCAGUUGGCUCUGAUCAGUUUGGUAUUUCACAUCUUCAAUUUGCAGAUGAUACUAUCAUUUUUUGUGAAGGUGGCAUGAAGGAAGUCUUGAACACUAAGAGAGUUUUGAGGCUUGCCUUUAGGGGCCAAUCCCAGAAGAAAGAGCACUUGGUCUCUAGUAGUGGUGAAGUUUCAGAAGAAGCUCUCUUCUUGGAAGAGGAGACUGGGGUUGUCAAGUCUAUUUCUAAGAUUCAGGCCAAUUUUCUAUGGGGAGGUUCUGCUACUAACAGGAAAGUGCACAUGGUCAAAUGGAAGGAGGUCACAAAAAGCAAGAAUCAAGGAGGUUUGGGAGUGAGGGACUUAAGUGAGGUAAAUGAAUGCUUGCUGCUGAAGUGGUGGUGGAAGUAUGGCAGUGAUGAUAAAGCUCUGUGGAAAUCAGUGAUCUACUCUAGUCUCAGAGUUGGUGUUGAGGACUCUUGCUCUUCGUUAGCAAAGAGGUCAAUGCAGUUUUCAGUUGCUUCUGUGUGGAGAUGGAGAGCUGCAGCUAGUGGGCUUGGUCUGGCAAUCUCAGUAGGGGUGUGGUGCUGGUUUCACAUGGUAAAGUGGUGGGACCAGGUUUGGGCUAUUCCAGGUUCUGUAGAAGGCUUGCUGCAAUAG